Molecule: messenger RNA, 525 nt
Organism: Ornithorhynchus anatinus (platypus)
Lineage: Eukaryota; Metazoa; Chordata; Mammalia; Monotremata; Ornithorhynchidae
Gene: MCIDAS
Product: multiciliate differentiation and DNA synthesis associated cell cycle protein
Biological process (GO): negative regulation of cell cycle; negative regulation of DNA replication
Cellular component (GO): nucleus
Source: RefSeq, a predicted model, not a curated record
AUGUCACCUCCCUUGGACGCUGGAGACUUUUCUUUCCCGUCCUGCGACACCUCGCCCUUCGACCCUUGCGUCUUUCCUGUGCUGGACACCCCCGAGUUCGCCCCCCAAGCCGACCAGUUCUGGAAGCGGGUGGCUGACCGCAACCGAAAGGCGCUAGGAGAUGCCCUGCUGGAGAAUAACCAGCUGCAGGCCGCGCUGAGCCAGAAGCAGGAGGAGAUCGAGUCCCUGCGGGAGAGGAACCUGCGGCUGAAGGAGCUGGCUGGACACACAAGGCACUUGGCUUCUGUUCUCGACGGAGGAGGCUCCCUCGGCAGCCUCAUCGGCCGGGGCAGCGCCCUCCGCACCCUGGCGAAGUUCCCCCGGGGCAACGCCUUGACCCUCCGCACGGCCAGCGGAGCCUUCGGGUUCCGCUGGGUGCCCGGCCGAUGGCCACCGUCCUCGCCAGCGCCAUCACAUCGCCGUCCCCCCGAGCGAGCGUCGGGGCGCGGCGUGGGGCGCCGAGCCCUCUUCGAAGCGCUGGGAUAA